AUGACCAAAGUGUCGCUGAUAGUAGCUGCGUUGGUUCCAAAGCUUGGGAUCGGGUACAAGGGUCAAUUGCCAUGGGCUCUGAAGGAGGAAAUGAAAUAUUUCCGCAAGGUGACUACUCAAACGGUCGACAAAAGUAAAAAGAACGCGGUGAUCAUGGGCAGAAAGACGUGGGAAUCGAUCCCUGCGCGGUUCAGACCGCUCAAAGACAGAGUGAACGUUGUGUUGACGCGAAACGUGGGCGCGUUUUCGGAGAAAUACGCCGACGAGCUGGCUACACACGGCGAGAACGUGAAAAUCGCUGAUUCGCUGAAAUCGGCGCUCCAGAGUCUGGAUACGAAACAGAUCGAGGAGGUGUUUGUGAUUGGCGGUGCCGAACUGUACAACCAGGUUCUGAAGAACGACCCCGAGCUGAUUGAGCGAGUGUUUUUGACCGAAGUCAGCGCUGAAAAGGAGCUCGAAAUGGACGCCUUUAUCGAGCUUUUGGAGCCGUGGAAAAGACAAGAACCGCACGUCUGGACAGCAUACCUCGCCACAAAGGGCCUCGACGCAGAGUUCGCCCAGCACAACAACGAGGCCGGCUUCCGCUUUAGCUACCAAAUCUACAGUCCGUCUCGGUCUUAG
Molecule: messenger RNA, 621 nt
Organism: Ogataea philodendri
Lineage: Eukaryota; Fungi; Ascomycota; Pichiomycetes; Pichiales; Pichiaceae
Exons: 1
Coding region: 1-621 (206 amino acids)
Biological process (GO): glycine biosynthetic process; tetrahydrofolate biosynthetic process; dihydrofolate metabolic process
Cellular component (GO): mitochondrion
Molecular function (GO): dihydrofolate reductase activity; NADP binding
Source: RefSeq, a predicted model, not a curated record